UCCCUCUCCCGCCGGCCUCUGCGUCCCAGAAUCCAAGAUGGCGGGAUCCAGGCUAAGGGGUCCCCAGGCCAGAGCCUUGCCGCUUCUCUGCGCCCUGCUGCUGUCACUCAGUCGCUUCGUCCGGGGCGACGGCAUGGGAGGCGACCCCGCGGCCGCCGGUGCUGCGGACACGCCGGCUGUGAUGCCACAUCGCCGUUUCGAGUACAAAUACAGCUUCAAGGGGCCGCACCUGGUGCAGAGCGAUGGGACCGUGCCCUUCUGGGCCCACGCGGGGAAUGCUAUUGCAAGUUCAGAUCAAAUUCGAAUAGCACCAUCUUUAAAAAGCCAAAGAGGGUCAGUGUGGACAAAGACAAAAGCAGCCUUUGAGAACUGGGAAUUGGAGGUGACAUUUCGAGUGACUGGAAGAGGUCGAAUUGGAGCCGAUGGCCUAGCAGUUUGGUAUACAGAAAAUCAAGGCUUGGAGGGCCCUGUGUUUGGAUCAGCUGAUAUGUGGAAUGGCGUUGGAAUAUUUUUUGAUUCUUUUGACAAUGAUGGAAAGAAAAAUAAUCCUGCUAUAGUUAUUGUAGGCAACAAUGGACAAAUCCAUUAUGACCAUCAAAAUGAUGGUGCCACGCAAGCCCUAGCAAGUUGUCUGAGGGACUUUCGCAAUAAACCCUAUCCUGUUCGGGCGAAGAUUGUAUAUUACCAGAAAACUCUGACAGUAAUGAUCAAUAAUGGCUUUACACCAAAUAGAAAUGAUUAUGAAUUUUGCGCCAAAGUAGAAAAUAUGGUGAUCCCUCCACAAGGGUAUUUUGGAAUAUCUGCUGCAACGGGAGGUCUUGCAGAUGACCAUGAUGUUCUUUCUUUUCUGACUUUCCAAUUGACUGAGCCUGGAAAGGAGCCACCUACACCAGAUAAAGAAAUUUCAGAAAAAGAAAAAGAAAAGUAUCAGGAGGAAUUUGAGCACUUUCAACAAGAAUUGGACAAAAAAAAAGAGGAAUUCCAGAAGGAUCACCCUGACCUUCAGGGACAACCUGCGGAUGAAAUAUUUGAGAGUGUAGGAGAUCGUGAGCUAAGACAAAUCUUUGAAGGACAGAAUCGUAUUCAUCUUGAAAUUAAGCAGCUGAACCGACAAUUAGAUAUGAUUCUUGAUGAACAGAGAAGAUAUGUCUCUUCCCUGACAGAAGAAAUAUCUAAGAGAGGAGCAGGGAUCCCAGGGCAGCAUGGGCAGAUCACUCAACAAGAAUUGGAUACUGUUGUGAAAACUCAGCAUGAGAUUCUGAGACAAGUAAAUGAAAUGAAGAAUUCCAUGAGUGAAACUGUCAGACUGGUCAGUGGGAUACAGCACCCCAGUUCUGCAGGAGGAGUCUAUGAGACCACACAGCACUUCAUGGACAUCAAGGAGCACCUGCACAUAGUGAAGAGGGACAUAGACAACUUAGUACAGCGAAAUGUGCCAUCCAAUGAAAGAUCAAAAUGCCCAGAACUACCACCAUUUCCAUCAUGUUUAUCGACGGUUCACUUCAUCGUAUUUGUAAUUGUACAGACACUGCUGUUCAUUGGUUACAUCAUGUAUAGGACUCAGCAAGAAGCAGCUGCCAAAAAAUUCUUUUGACCACCAUUUUCAUGUGUGUACAUCAUGUAUGUAUGUACAAAAUGUCUUUUUGAGGGACUUAUAAGUAUUUAAAUUACUUCAUAGUCUAAAUUAUUAAAUUUUAUAUAAAAUAAAACAUUGUUUAAACAUUGAUUUUUUUUUCGGUAAGAAUAAACCUUAAAGAUAACCACAUGUAAAUUUAUUCAUAGUACAUAAAUCUGUUUAAAUUUCAGUGAACUGGUUAGUAGAAUGUAGCCACUGAAUAAAAUAUUGACAAGAGGAUAAAUACUAAAAAAUAAAAAAUAGAAAUAAUAGAAAAUGGAUAUGAGUGUAACCCACUAAGUCUCUAAUAUGGAGAGGCUUAUUUAUUUAACAUAAACACACUUGUCCUCUUGCCUCCCAGAAUAUGGGUCUAAGUAACAGCUCUCCAUCAUAUUUUGUCACCAAAGUCUUAAAGGUUGGAAUUUCCUAAACUAAGACCUGGCUUUGCAGUUCUUUAAUCUUAAUAUAGCUCCCUCUGGAAUCAAAGAAUGUUUUGUCUCAGAGCUUUAUGAUGUGGUUAAUAAGCUUCAGAUGUUUAAUGAAAUGUUUUUCCCUCUGAUUAUCAAUGCUACAUCUCACCGUUAAAGGAAAUUUUAGGGAAAAAUUAAGAGCUGCAUUUUGCCUAAAAAGUCACUUAGAAGAAAACAUUCCUCUGAUAAUAGUUUUUAAUGGUUAUUUUUGCCUGGUGAUGUAUUCAUUUCAGAAUGGCCCAUAUUCUUGAGUGUCUUCAUUCAAUAUUAUAAAAAAUAAUUUUUGUACUUAUAUUUUUAAUUUAAGGAAUUUAUUUCUCUUAUUUUGUCCAACGUAAUUCAGCUCAGAUUGCAUGUUUUAAGAAUAUUUUGAGUUCACAAAACCUACCACUACACUGUGGUUUACAUUACUCUGUGUAACCCAGGAUUUGUUACUCCUUGUAUACUCUUACAUUAAGGAGGCUUGAUUUAGAAGCAGUUUUAAGAUUUUUGAGGGCAAAAAUUGAAAAAUAGAGCAAAAUACUUCUGAUUUCUUCCUUUUAAUGCCAGAACUAAGGAUGUUGUAAAGCACUUGUUAGUAAACUUAACCAUGAAAUGUUAGACUGGAAGGAGAUUUUAUAGUCUUUGUACAUAGUUCUGGGUGUUAGAGAAACCAUCUGUAAAUGACAUUUUAUAAAUACAGAUUUAGUUUUUGUUUUCACACCUGGUGUAGACUUACUUUUGCUUGCUUCAAAAUACUCUUUUACCUAAAGUGAUUUGAUUCUCUUUCCUUUGCCAUAGGAUCGAGAGUAAUACUGUUUUAUAAAAUAGUACUAUUGAAUUCUUCCAAGCCUCCCAAGAUUCCUCUCAAAUGUCAUUUACAGAUUGGGUUAAUGAAUUUAAAAUUUCUAUAAAGACUUCGUGAAGAACUGUGCAGUAUAGCAGUACCUAACUAGCACUGUGUGUGCGAACAGUCUUGGAUUGCUUCUUGUGUAAGUGUUUAUCCUAGAACACAGAAAGAGAAUAACUAAUGACGACUCACUCUACUUUGGUCACUUCAACGUUGAAAAAGUUCCUCUCACAUUUCUCCUUUGUGUUAACAUUUUGAAAUUCAUGUUGCGGAGACAUCAUCAUCACAGAAUUUACUCAUAUUCCAUGAAAAAAAAAAUUACCCUCAGAAGAAUAUGUUGUAGACUGGAACCUGGGAAAUCCUCUUGAGAUAAAGGCUGCCAAGUCCAGUAUUUUUUAAAGCUCAUGGUUACAUGUGCCUGAACAUUAAAGAAAUAUAGGAUCUAUGCAGUAUAUACUUUUCAGGUUAGAAUUCAAGGGGAAUUCUUCUGAUUGUUCCUAAUACUAGUGGAGAUGGUUGUUAUGAAAAAGAAUGAGUACGAAUUUUUUUCUUAUUAAUUUAAUUUGCUUGAAAAUCAGUAAAAUAGUUCAUGUAGGACAUUUAUCUUAUUAUUUGAAAUUUGUUUUCCUCAAAAUCAUCAAGUAGCUCAUUUUUUAACAAAGUGUUUCAGUCUGUGGAAAAAUCAAUCACUGCCAGAAUUUUUUCAUUUUUGUACUAUUAUGUAUAAUUGAAUUUAGUCACUUCUCUCACACCAGCAAGUAUUUUACAGGUGCCUUGGAUUAAAACAAAAUUUAUUUAAAAUUUUUAAUGUAAGUUGUUGUGUUUAUGAUGCUACUUUUAAAAAGAAAAUGCAAUUACAUAAUGGCUGAUGCCCUUAAUUAAUAUACUUAUUUGUAUUCCAAUUGUUUGAAUGUUUUAUUCAGCUUGAAACUUUACCAUGAAGUCACAAUAACCAAUGUUCUGUUAUGUGUUAAAGGCAUAUUAGUGUUCUUAAAGUAUAGUCCAUGGACCAGUCUGGGUCAUGGAGUGCUUGUUUAAAAUACAGAUUUCAGGGCCCCAUUCCAAGUCACCUGUAUUAAAACUCAGGGGUGGGAGGGCUUCAGAGUAUCAGUGUUCAACAAGCAUCUCAGAUGAUUCUGAGCACACUAAUGGUUGAGAACCACUAAAAUGGAGAGUGAAAAAUAGGUCUUUU
Messenger RNA from Ictidomys tridecemlineatus (thirteen-lined ground squirrel), 4106 nucleotides. RefSeq names its product lectin, mannose binding 1 (gene Lman1). Gene Ontology annotation, biological process: endoplasmic reticulum to Golgi vesicle-mediated transport. Gene Ontology annotation, cellular component: Golgi membrane; endoplasmic reticulum-Golgi intermediate compartment; COPII-coated ER to Golgi transport vesicle. The record is from RefSeq and is a predicted model, not a curated record. Gene Ontology annotation, molecular function: D-mannose binding. Lineage: Eukaryota; Metazoa; Chordata; Mammalia; Rodentia; Sciuridae.